GUAAAUGUUCACUUGGCUACUUGACAACUGAUUAGAGAACAAAAUGAAUAACUCAACAAACUCCUCUAAUAAUGGCCUGGCUCUUACUAGUCCUUAUAAGACAUUUGAAGUGGUGUUUAUCGUCCUUGUGGCUGGAUCCCUCAGUUUGGUGACCAUUAUUGGGAACAUCCUUGUCAUGGUUUCCAUUAAAGUCAACCGCCACCUCCAGACCGUCAAUAAUUACUUUUUGUUCAGCCUAGCCUGUGCUGACCUCAUCAUAGGUGUUUUCUCCAUGAAUUUGUACACCCUCUACACUGUGAUUGGCUACUGGCCUUUGGGACCUGUGGUGUGUGACCUUUGGCUAGCCCUGGACUAUGUGGUGAGCAAUGCUUCAGUUAUGAAUCUGCUCAUCAUCAGCUUUGACAGGUACUUCUGUGUCACAAAACCUCUGACCUACCCAGUCAAGCGAACCACAAAAAUGGCAGGGAUGAUGAUCGCAGCUGCCUGGGUCCUCUCCUUCAUUCUCUGGGCUCCAGCCAUUCUCUUCUGGCAGUUCAUUGUCGGGGUGAGAACUGUGGAGGAUGGUGAAUGCUACAUUCAGUUUUUUUCCAAUGCUGCUGUCACCUUUGGUACUGCCAUCGCAGCCUUCUACCUGCCAGUGAUUAUCAUGACUGUGCUCUAUUGGCACAUAUCCCGAGCCAGCAAGAGCAGGAUCAAGAAAGAAAAGAAGGAGCCUGUGACCAAUCAAGACCCUGUUUCCCCAAGUUUGAUACAAGGAAGGAUAGUAAAGCCAAACAACAACAACAUGCCCAGCAAUGAUGAUGGCCUUGAGCACAACAAAAUCCAGAAUGGAAAAGCCCCCAGAGAUGCUGUGACUGAAAACUGUGUCCAGGGGGAGGAGAAAGAGAGCUCUAAUGACUCCACCUCAGUCAGUGCUGUCGCCUCUAAUAUGAGAGAGGAUGAAAUAACCCAGGAUGAAAACACAGUUUCCACUUCCUUAGGCCAUUCCAAAGAUGAGAACUCUAAGCAAACAUGCAUCAAAAUUGUCACCAAGACCCAGAAAGGUGACUCAUGUACCCCAUCUAAUACCACUGUGGAGCUGGUUGGGUCUUCAGGUCAGAAUGGAGAUGAAAAACAGAACAUUGUAGCCCGCAAGAUUGUGAAGAUGACUAAGCAACCUGCAAAAAAGAAGCCUCCUCCUUCCAGGGAAAAAAAAGUCACCAGGACAAUCUUGGCUAUUCUGUUGGCUUUCAUCAUCACUUGGGCCCCGUACAAUGUCAUGGUGCUCAUUAAUACCUUCUGUGCACCCUGCAUCCCCAACACAGUGUGGACAAUUGGUUAUUGGCUCUGUUACAUCAACAGCACUAUCAACCCUGCCUGCUAUGCACUUUGUAAUGCCACCUUCAAGAAGACCUUUAAACACCUUCUCAUGUGUCACUACAAGAACAUAGGCGCCACCAGGUAAACCACCCCUGAAAAGAAGGAAGGUGGCCAAUGGGAGCUUGGGAAGAAUAAGAGGGAUAGAAAAGCUCCUACUUUAAAAACCUCUGCCAUUGCACUUUACAGUCUUAUUAUGGAACGUGCAAUUAAGGAGCCCAGCAGGGACACUCUUACCAUGCUGACACUCCAGUUUCUGAAACUUGCACCUUACAAACUCUGUCAGUUUAAGAGCAAUGUGUCAUUGAAAGAGACGUGUUGGAAUUGUGGAUUUAAGGGGUGAUUUAUGUUUUCUCAUACUCUCUUGAAGAAGGGCUUCUGAAUCUACAAUUUUAUCAGUCUCUGCACAAGAAGAAUAACCUCAUCCCUCUUUCAUUUCUUGUUGUUGUUGUUCUCAUGCGUCCAUAGAGGAUGAAAUCCCACAGUUACAUGCUGACACAGAGAUGUAAAUAUAAAGAAGUAGGUACCCAACAGUGUAGAAGUGAAGAAGGAACAUUAAAAAGGAUGUAGGCAUGAUCUCCAGAGAGUUCCACGUAUUCCUUUUGUUAUGGUUAUUUGGAGGAUUGCAAUGUAAUAAAUGUUUAUUUUUUCUAUCUUUCCCUUUUUUCCACCGUACAAAGAAAGCAAACAACCA
Tupaia belangeri chinensis (Chinese tree shrew) is the source of this 2050-nucleotide messenger RNA. It is a transcript of the gene CHRM2, whose product is annotated as cholinergic receptor muscarinic 2. The transcript has a single exon. The record is from RefSeq and is a predicted model, not a curated record. Bases 44 to 1444 code for a protein of 466 amino acids. Gene Ontology annotation, molecular function: G protein-coupled serotonin receptor activity; G protein-coupled acetylcholine receptor activity. Gene Ontology annotation, biological process: G protein-coupled receptor signaling pathway, coupled to cyclic nucleotide second messenger; chemical synaptic transmission; regulation of smooth muscle contraction. NCBI's taxonomy places the organism in Eukaryota, Metazoa, Chordata, Mammalia, Scandentia, Tupaiidae. Gene Ontology annotation, cellular component: dendrite; synapse; plasma membrane.